AUGAAUAUUGCUAGACAAGAACUGGUUGCUGCUCGACACCAUCUACAGGAAUUGGCCAAUCUUCAGCAACUGCUUUUACAAAAUGAUAUCGCUCUACCGCCUCAGCCAACUUUGGAUAGUCCAGAUAUACAGUAUGUUCAUGAUGUUACUCAUCCAGAUAUCGAGGACUCUGCCACCAGUGCAUGUGCUACAAAUACUUGCAAUUUUACUGCUGGAUCUCUGUGUUGUGCUCCGUUUACCAUGCCCAACUCGUCGCAUACUUACUAUCUCUUGGCUACCAUUAUGUCAAUCCAAAGUGAAUCCAAACAAAACAGCUCUGAUAUUGAUUCACAGAUGAAAUCUAAUCACAGCGAUUCCACUGCAACUGUCAUGCUAUUGACGCCCAUGACUUUAGAAUCUUGUCCAUGCCAAAACUUGAAUGCUUGUUCUGGAGAUUGCAACAGAUCGCAUGGCAUUACGCUACCACUGUCCGUACUGCAGGACUCUUCCACUUUGGACUAUGAAGCUAUCCUUUCUGGUGCUGAGCCACGCGUUCUGGCAAAGUUUUCUGAUGGGCUGUAUUAUAAUGCCAUGAUCGGGUCCAUUCGUGAAUCGGAUGUGCUGGUUGAAUUCAGUGAUUAUACAGGAGAUAUCCAUAAUGUUGCGUUUGAGGAUUUGCUACCGAUUUUAAAUAUAGACUCUAGCUUUUUGUCACAUACGCAUCAGUCAUCUAAAACUGAUCUGGGUAAUGCUGUCAGUUCUUUAAGUGAGGUAUUUUAUGACAGCCAGGAUGACGAUUCCACUCAUCAAGAUUCAGACAGUGAUGAUUUCUUGGACAAUACAGUUCAUGUUCGGAAAUUAGCAAACACCGAGUUUGGUGCUUGGGAAAUACACACAAAAGGAAUUGGAAGUCGACUGAUGGCCAAAAUGGGUUACCGUGUUGGAUCUGGUCUAGGUGCUGCUGGAAAUGGCAUUUUAGAACCAGUGGAAGUCAAAGUGUAUCUACCAGGCCGUGGCGUUGGACAUGCAGAUAUACCACAAAAAAAGAAGCGCAAGAGAAAGAAUGCUCGAUAUGAUAGCAAAAAUAGGCACACAUCACAGAAUCAUGAAGACACUGAAAAGCCGGAUGUGUUUUCAUUUAUAAAUACGCUAAACGGAGCUAGUCAGUCAGCAGCCUCAUCACUCAAUAUAAAAAGUUCUAUGGAUUCUGACCAGUCACUAUCCAACGCAUCACAAAACAGCAGUCUUACUUCUACAUCCGUAACAGAUACAACUAAAAACAAGACAUCAUCACAUCUGCGGAUCAUUCAAAUACAGCAAGAAACACAGAAGCUUAAUGCAGAACUCAAGCGUGCAACAGAAGGACUCUUGCGUAAUCGUGGCGAUCCUCGGUUGAAAGAGAUUUAUCAAUACAAAAUAUCCCAUAUAAAAGUGCACAUUGAUCAACUGAGUCAUGAGGGGUCCAAAAGUAGCAAUGCGCUCAAACGGGAAAGAAUCAAAAAAAGCAUGAUGGAGUUUUGA
Molecule: messenger RNA, 1500 nt
Organism: Batrachochytrium dendrobatidis JAM81
Lineage: Eukaryota; Fungi; Chytridiomycota; Chytridiomycetes; Rhizophydiales
Exons: 1
Coding region: 1-1500 (499 amino acids)
Biological process (GO): negative regulation of transcription by RNA polymerase II
Cellular component (GO): nucleus
Molecular function (GO): RNA polymerase II cis-regulatory region sequence-specific DNA binding; DNA-binding transcription repressor activity, RNA polymerase II-specific
Source: RefSeq, a predicted model, not a curated record